Brachypodium distachyon (stiff brome) is the source of this 5639-nucleotide messenger RNA. RefSeq lists its product as uncharacterized. The transcript has 10 exons. Lineage: Eukaryota; Viridiplantae; Streptophyta; Magnoliopsida; Poales; Poaceae. Bases 80 to 2188 code for a protein of 702 amino acids. The record is from RefSeq and is a predicted model, not a curated record. Gene Ontology annotation, molecular function: protein binding.
CUACAUUGCCCGUGGUCAGUAACUAGACAAGGCGACGCUUCUAAAAGAAAAAACCCUAGACAAGGCGACGGCGAGCAGAAUGGCGGCGCGACGCCGUUUCGAUCCGCCGCCGGCGCUCCCGGAAGAGCUCCUCGAGGAGAUCUUCCUCCUCCUCCCGCCCGACGACCCGUCGCGCCUCCUCCGGGCCUCCUACGUCUGCAAGCCCUGGAACCGCGCCGCCUCCAGCCGCGGCUUCCGCCGCCGCCUCCACGAGCGCCACGGGGCUCCCCCGUUGCUGGGGUUCCUCCACAACUCCGGCGAUCCCCGCUUCGUAUCCACCACCGCCUCGCCGUUCCCCCUCCCCGUCCCGGACAGCGGCUCCUGGCACGCCCUCGACUUCCGCCACGGCCGCGCCCUCUUCAUCUCCGUGGCUGACGAGGACGAUCUGGCGGCGGACGCCCGGGUGCUCCUCGUGUGGGAGCCAUUCACGGGGCACCAUCAGCUGGUACCGGCGCCCGCGGCGCUGAGAAGCUAUUCCUGCAACGGGGCCGUGCUCUGCGCGGCGGACGGGUGCGACCACAGCUGCUGCCACGGGGGACCCUUCCGCGUGGUCUUCGUCUCCUUCGACGACACGCUGGAGGACACUUUUGCGUGCUUGUACUCGUCGGAGACUGGCACCUGGGGUGAGUCGACCAUCUUGAGCGGCACAUUCUUUGACUUCCACCAGCCCGGCGUGCUCCUAGGGAAUUCUCAGCUAUACUUCGUGUCCGAAAGUAAUUUUAUCAUCGAGUACGACUUGGCCAGGCACAGCCUGGAUUUGUUCGAGUCACCGUUGGACUAUGAGCCUGAGGACGUGUCUGACUAUGACAGAAUUGUCCUUAUGCUGUCGGAGAAGGGUGGUCUUGGAGCUGCCAUUGCCAGGGAUUCACGUCUCAUCCUGUGGUCAAGGGAACCGGAAGACGGUGCUGAUGUGCCAUGGGUACAGAGCAGGGUGAUCGACCUGGCCAAAUUGCUUCCGAUUGGUGACCUGGUAACCGAGUCUUCAGAAACAUCACCAAAGGUGAUGGGCUUUGCCGAUGGAGCAAACACAGUUUUCGUGGGCACGGUUGCUGGACUCUUCACAAUCGAGUUCCAGUCACAGGGGGUGAGGAAGGUGCACGAGGACCGUGAGUUCAGCUCAUUGAUUCCAAUUGUUGGCUUCUAUUCUCCAUGUUGUACAAUCGGGACACCCGGAAGCAAGGACCAUGGCUUGCCACUGUCGAACGCUAGUGAGGGAAAAGGGAAGGAGGAUAAAACACGAGAGCAAGCGCGGGAUCUGGUAUACACGGGAUACAAGGCCAUCACAGAGGGGAACUUCGUUGAUGCUGCCGACUGCUUCAAUCAUGCCCUUGAGAUCAGGACUGCACAUUACGGACAACUUGCUCCGGAGUGUGCUAGCAUGUAUUACAAAUAUGGAUGGGCUUUGCUACACAAAGCUCGGAAGGCAGCUGUUCCAUUAUCUAAUGUUCCCAUGAGUGCACAAAAUGAGGAAUCAAUGAAGAAUUCAGGGAGCAAAGACGAUACCAGAACUCAAAGACCUCCUGUAGCAACGUUGAAGAUAGCUCCAACUUCAGGGAAAGGGCUGAACACAAAUGAGAAAGAUCAGGAGUAUGAGAUUGGUGAUGGCAAGGAUGAUGAGAACGUGGGUGAUUCUGAUUUGGAUCUGGCCUGGAAAAUGUUGGAAUUUGCAAGAGUGAUAGUUGAGAAGAGCCCAAAUGACAACACUAUAGAGAAAUAUAAAAUUCUUUUUGCUCUGGCUGAGGUCUCCAAGGAAAGAGGGGACAUUGAAAGCUCGCUCGGUUACUUCUUCAAAGCUCUAGCCAUCUUGGAGCAUGUGGUUGAGCCUGACCACCGUGGAAUUGUCAAACUAAACUACCGAAUAUGUUUGCUCUUCGAGUCAGCGUCGAGGCUUGCAGAUGCUAUCCCAUAUUGUGCAAAGGCCAUUUCGCUAUGCAAGUCACGUAAGCAGAGGUUGGAAAAUGCCAUGAAAGCUUUGUUGGCCGAUGAAGGCGAUAAUGCAUCUGCUAUUGAAGGGCGCUCUGGAGUACUUGCUACCGAAGAUGAGAUGGAGUUCCAAACUGACACAUUGGCUGUUCUCCAGAUGAAGCUUGAAGAACUGGAGCCAGCAAUGUCAACCCCAAGCUCUGCCACAGAAGAGAGAGUUGCCUGAUUGCCUCACCGGCGAGUGGAAGUUUUGUAAAGCUGUGCAAGGAGCUGCAUGCAUCUUCGACUUGUCUGGAAUGCUCAUGUGUUCAUCUGCAUAUAUAACUAGUUAUAUUAGGCUGGUUCUGCUGAACUCCCUCCAAGUAUAUGGAAAGAAGGGCGUCACAUGACAGAAUACAUUGGCAGAUGGUCUGGUUCAUUCAGACAGACGCCAGGAGAAAUGAAGAGGCUCCAGAUUGGGGAGGCAAGACGAAUAAACACCCUGUCUGAAGAGGUUGAAUGUGAAGAGCUUGCUUGAGUGAUGAUUUCUUAAAGAAUCAAAAUGCCUUACUUAGAGACGAAGCCAAUCAGAUUACAAAGAAGAGUCUGCAAAGAAAUCCAUGUCUGGUAAUUCCUGCUAAGAACUAAUCAAAGUCUGCCAUGCCUCCCGUGUUUGAGAUGUUUGAAGGAGACAUACAUACCUGAAGAUGUUAAUUUUUAGACGAUCCAAGGAAGCUCUAUGAACCAGGUCGGAUAUAUCACAUUUUGGAAAGAAAAAUGUUCAGGUAUCCUCCUUUUAAUUCUUGGCCUAGAAUGCAAAAAACUACUUGUGGGACCUGAGAUAUAACAUUGUUGGAGAGUAACCGCUAAAUAAAACUUUCGGUGUCCCAUCAUAAUUCUACAAAAAGGUUAUGAUGGAGAUUAUCUGAAGUUAUAGAAAUAGAGAAAAUAUUAUGCUUAUGGUGUUGGUGAUUCAUCUCUAUUUUCUAUUGUACUAUGAGAACCUUUCUAUUCCCUGAACCUGCAUGUUGUCAGCAGUGUGAUGCUUUUAUUGAACUAUUGCUGCUUUCUUCAGAAUUAUACUUUUCCCUCGUUGAGAUCUCUUAUGUUUUGCUAAUUGAAAUAUCCAAUAUGGUCAUAAUCAAAGUUAAAUCGAUGCAGGUGGAAUAUUUCCACCGGUGGUCAAAACAGCUGUGCAUUGCCUAACUGAGCCUAACAGAUGUAGUCAUGUAGCAUUCUUGUAGAUAGAGAUGUUAGGUUAUAUUUGGAACAAUAUUGGAGGUAACAGCUAUGCAGAUUCUCACGUGUAAUCUGAAGUAAAUUAAUGUAAUACGUUUGCAAUGUUAAUGUAAUACUCCCUCCGAUCCAUAUUAAUUGUCAUUACAUCUCUACUACUAUAAACACACAGUUUACUCAUCCCUUUUCGUCCACUCACUGUGGACUAUCCGAUCUAAUAUCAUAUCCUUUGUAUGAAGUGUAUUCACUUUGUAUCAAUACCAGGCUGCAUGUUUGAUUCGGUCAUCUGUAUUUUCACGUAGGAUGUCAGUGCAACCUUAGUUACUCCCUCCAUCCCAGAAAAACCGUCGUACUUCCUCCGUCCAACAAAGGAUGUCUCAACUUUGACUAAAUUUGGAUGCAUAUCUAGACAUGACUUGACUUUGACUAAAUUUGAAUGCAUCUAUACAUUAAGUCAUGUCUAGAUAUACAUCCAAAUUUUGACAAACUUGAGACAUCUUUUGUUGGACGGAGGGAGUAUUAGAUUUUACAUGUUCCCAAAUUAAAUGUCGCAUUAGCUUCCACGAGAUGAUUUGCCUGCUUUUAAUUGUUUCCGCAUGCACAGCGCGCAUGCAUGCAGAGUUGAUUGGAGGGCGCGAGGAAAGAGAGCCUAGCAAACCGAGCCGCAGUUAUUGAUUGUAUGCAGGAUUGAUUAAUUAUAAACGUUUUUUGCUGUGCAAUUAACUGUCCUUGGUAUCUGUGAUUUAACUAAAACGACAGUUAAAAUGGGAAGGAGGGAGUAUUUGGCAAUGGGGUUCUGACUAUGAAGGCCAAUCAUUUGCUUAUGCAUUAAAAUCUGUGCCCGCUGUUAAAUGGGUUGGUACUGUUGAAUUGGAAUUGAUUGUCAUAGCUACAGGUCAAUGUGAAUACCUAUAUGUGAGCCUGAAUGUCUUAUAAAGGCUGACUGCAGGGGGGGGGGGGGGGGGGAUUGUUCCAAGAUUCCAAGAGUUAAAUCCUGAAAGAAGGUGCAACUGUUUUGUAAGUGUCUUUUCAUUAACAGGGAUUAUACAUUUUUGCAUUGCUGUAUAUUCUGUUGAUUGGUGUUCAGAAAAAUGAUUAGUUUAACAGAUCAGAAAACCUCUUUGUCAUUGUAUUGCUAACAUCUUCUCUGGCUUGAAUUUGCGUAAUGUGUGAGUGUAACUGGAUUGACCACAGAAAUUUAAAUUGAACACUGAAUCUCAACCUUAUGUUACUUUUUACAUGAUUCUUGGUGCCCAAAUAGGCUAUCGCUUCCCUCUGAUACAUCCAAUGUUUCUUUUGGAACAAUAAUUCUAAUGGAAAAUAUUCCCUGUCAAAUGGCUCGCUAUGCUUAAUAUCUGCUUUACUGUAUUACUAUGUACCAGUAACUCACAUGUUCCAUUUAUUUGCAUGUUGUGCUUAAACAGGCUGGAUUAGUUAGAAUGCUGAAGAGUUUAUUUCGAGAGCUCCAAAUGUGUCUCCGUUGCAACGCACGGGCACUUAGCUAGUUAGACAAAAUAUCUACUUCACUGCAUUCUUAUAGCAACAACUAGCAUCGAUGGUACUGCUGAAAAUUACUGAUUGGUGUUCAUCUUAGAUUGGACCUUUGAUCCAGGUGUAUGAGUGUUUCUUAACUAGCUAGCAUGCAUGUUUAAAUGCAGAACUCAGGUAAGGCGUCGCCGUCAGGUAAUUUAUGAGAGCCUGAUAUAUGCUGACUAUGAUAUUUCUAUUUGCUGAAAUUUAGACCUGUCAAGCCUGAGUUCAAGCUUGCUAUUUCUUAGCAAGUGACCACGGUGUAAUUCUCUGCUUCAAUCAAGACAUGGUUAGAAAUUAAACAUGUUCCCCAUAUGCAUGCAAAUUAAUUGCUACCAUUAUAGUGUUUGUAGUCUACCCAACUUGUUUUAUCUUUUUCCAUAUCACUUCUUUUUGGGUGAAAUUCAUCACAUUCAGUUCAGAUGUAUAUUAAAACGUCCAAAAAUUUGUAAUUUUAUUUCUCAGGUUUCGUAAAGCUAACAAAAUUUAUAAUUUAUUUUCCAGGUUUCGUACAAGUGCUCGGUCUGAUGGUUUUGGGAGUUGAUUAUAGUGAUUCGCUGAACUCUUGUAGAAGUCUGGGUGCUUCAAGAGUUUGGUCAUAUUUUGGGAUUAACUUGAGAAGUUCUCCACUUUGGUAAUUAUAGUCCGCUGAUGAAAGUAUUGCAGUUUCAGUCUUCCUGUUCAAGCUGAAGCAUCACUCAGUAGCUAGAUUUACUCAAUUAAAUCUUCGUGUAAUGACCAUCGCAGGAUGCUAUGUUCAUCUGUGAUUCUAUUAUGAGGAUUAUGCAUUACCUAGCCAUGUCAUGUACUGAUGUACAGCGUCUGGUGGUUCUCUGUGCUGAACUCUAAAAGAAGAGGGAAACAAUCGGCAUGCUUGGUUGUAUUAAACUAAAAGAAUCGCAGGUAUCAAUGGACCCGUGCCUUGGUGACUA